Molecule: messenger RNA, 1789 nt
Organism: Salvelinus sp. IW2-2015
Lineage: Eukaryota; Metazoa; Chordata; Actinopteri; Salmoniformes; Salmonidae
Product: heterogeneous nuclear ribonucleoprotein A0
Biological process (GO): mRNA splicing, via spliceosome
Cellular component (GO): catalytic step 2 spliceosome
Molecular function (GO): mRNA 3'-UTR binding
Source: RefSeq, a predicted model, not a curated record
CCAUUUCCCUACCUCCAAGCUUUGCUGAUACAGGUUUUCUGUCGAGCUAGCUACGCAGUAUUUUCUGUCAAGAAAUGGACGCCGCAAAUCAACUUUGCAAACUUUUUGUCGGUGGAUUGAACGUAGAUACCGACGAUGACGGGCUCCGCAAGCAUUUUGAGCAGUAUGGUCAACUGACCGACUGCGUUGUGGUUGUGAAUAAGCAGCUACAGAGGUCCCGCUGUUUCGGCUUUGUUACCUACUCGAGCGGGGAGGAGGCCGAUGCAGCAAUGGCGGCUAGGCCACAUGUCGUUGAUGGCACCAACGUGGAGUUGAAAAGAGCGGUCGCUCGUGAAGAUGCUGGAAAACCCGAGGCACUCGCCAAGGUCAAGAAAAUAUUCAUCGGUGGACUGAAAGACGACAUCGAAGAUGAACAUCUGAAUGAUUAUUUUUCCCAGUUCGGCGAGAUCGAGAAGGCCGAAGUAAUCGCGGAGAAGGAAACCGGAAAGAAAAGGGGUUUCGGCUUUGUUCACUUCACAGAUAACGACUCGGCCGACAAGGCAGUGGUUGUAAAGUUCCACACCAUCAAUGGGCACAAGGUGGAAGUGAAGAAAGCCCUCACCAAGCAGGAGAUGCAAGCUGGUGGUGGCGGCAGGGGUGGAAGAGGGGGGAGAGGCAUGAGAGGAGGACAAAAUGGCUUCGGUGGCGGCAGAGGUGGUUACGACAGCUACGGGGGCGGUUUCGGUGGGGGCUAUGGAGGCAAUAGCGGCGGUUAUGGCGGCGGCUACGGAAGUGGAGGCUAUGGCGGGGGUUAUGGAGGCGCAAGCUACGGAGGUGGCUACGGCGACCAGAUGGGAGGUUAUGGUGGCGGCAAUGGCUAUAGUGACUUUGGCAGUGGGUACAGCCAGCAGUCCUCCGGGUAUGGGCCCAUGAAAGGGGCCAGCAACUAUGCCGGUAGGAGCCCCGCUCCAUACGCCCCCAGAGGCGGUGCUGGUGGCUACAACAGAGGGGCUUAUGGCGGCUACUAAACCCGUGGCUACGACAGACUAUUUGCAAAGAAAUGUCUUUUACACCCUCAACCGUCGGAUCGGACGACCUCAAACCGAACUAAAAAAAAUUCAGUCAUCGGGCAUCUGCCAUAAAGUACUGGCAAAAUGCCGACACUGUGAAACCUAAUCAUUAAGAAGACCUCAAAACCAAACAGGUAGGAAGAUGACUUCCGACCCAGAACCUGAUUAGCACGACCAGCUGUUGCUGUAGGAAAAGUUCGAUUGCAAAACCCAUUUAUCAUUUGUUCCAAGUUGAGGGCGUGUAGCUGUCGUUAGUUGGCUUGCUUUUUUUUUUUUAGUUUUGCGUACAUUCGUUUUUGAGUUUAGUCAAGGAUUGUUUUGUUUGAUACUAUAUUUUCUCUUAUCUACAUUUUAAGCAAUUAGUUCCGAAUUUCCCUGGGAUCUAAUCUUUUUUUCAAUGUUUGGGGAAUGGGACGCAUGUGCUAUGGAGUUGUAUUUAUUAGCUAUGACUCUGAUGUAAAUUUGUAUUCUAUCCACUACUAGCCUAUAGGUUUUAGGUGACGCUUAGGUGGUGGGGCGGAUCCAGUUUAAACGUUUCAUUCUUGACAAUGUUUUGUAAAUCAACGAAGUACGUCACAGUAAUUUCCCAACACACAUAGCGUCCGCUAUCAGCUUAAUGUUCCUUUCAUUUACUUCAGCAAUAUCUCAUGUAUAUUGUAUAAUCUGUCUGAAGAUCAAACUACAAUUGUUAAGCAUUGGUAUGCAUAUGUAUGUUCAUUUUAAAUAAAAAGUUAAACAAA